AAUAAUACAUCCUAACGCCUUUUCCAGCCGGACCAUAGACGUGACGGACUUCCGUUGUUUCUUUUACUUGCUGGAUUACGAUGGCUUUCCCAGAGUUUAUUUAGGCAUAAUUAAAUUCAAAAUAAUCAAUUUUAAAACGCCGAGCACAUCCGAAGUUGAUGGCCGGCCUUCAUCCUUCCCUCCCGGAUGCACUCGCCUCGCUUCUCUGCUCAUUGCUUCCCUGCGGCUUCGCCGUGGGGCCCUCGCGGCUCUGUGAGGGCAGACUGGGGCUGUGGUGGGUCGGCCGCUCGCUGGAGGCGGGAUCCCUGCUGGGGGGGGAGGGGAACACCGAGUGGGCAUCCAAGCAUCACGCUGACCCGAUGACUCACAGCCCAGACGAUGAACUCACCACGAACUCUGAGUCCAAGACAGGCCGGACCAGCAGCGCAGAGGCACAGAAGCUGCUGAUGGAGAUAGCAGCAAAUGAAGAUGCUUCACUACAGAGCACCGUCUGGAUCAAAUUUGCCUGCCAGGCGCACAGCAGAGCCCAGCAGAACGUGGCCGUGCAGUGUACCUGCGGGGAGGUGUGUGUGGGCGAGUGUGUGGAUGUGUGUCUGCGAGUGUUUCAGGACGUCCAGCCAGGAGCAGAGCUGCUGCUGUACGAAGACACUGUGGGGAAACUUCACACACCUGAAAACCUCGACGCACCGGGCGAGACCAGUGGACGGACAGAUGGCACAGAAGAGACUGCGGCUACAAACAUGUCAAUCAGUGAAGAAAAGGACGAGGAGACGAUGGACAACCAGGAGAGAACACAGGAGGAAGAACAGCACAGGAAACCACGCAGGUGCAUCAGGAGGAGUCACGCGACCACAAACCCAAGGAAGAGGAGAACUGAGAAGCUGUCGGACUGUCGCACCGACAGAACGACCGACGCAUCCAGUCCUGACGACGCAGCAGCAGGUGAACACACGGAGAACACAGGUGACGUCGCAGGUGAUUCUGCGCCUCCUCCCGUCCGCUGCAGCUCCCGCCUGGCUGCUAAACCACGACGAGUUCACCGUCUGAGCAGCCGGGUGAAGCGAUCCCCCACUGGGCCCGACCCGCCCUCACAGCCCGACGGUCAGAGCGCCACCGAGGCCGCCGAGUCGGCCGCAGAGAAUGUCACGGUGAAGACGACGCAACCUGACGCCGAGGCUGCAGCGGCGGCUCACACCUGGAGUCCAGAGGCCAGAGAGAGGCGGUACAGAUGUUCCAGCUGUGGUAAAAAGUUCUUCCAGAUCGGACACUUAAAGAAACACCAGUUCAGCCACACGGAGGAGAAACCCUUCAGCUGCCCAGAGUGCGGGAAGAGCUACACCUCUGCAGAGAGCUUCAGAGCCCAUCAGAUGAAUCACCGCGGGGAGCGUCCCUUCUCCUGUCCUCACUGUGAGAAGACCUACGGCCUGAAGCGGGACCUGAAGGAGCACAUGGUCCUGCACACCGGAGAGAAACCGUACGUCUGCGAGCACUGUGGCAAGGCCUUCGCACGCCGCCCCUCCCUACGCAUCCACCGCCUGCUUCACUGCAGCAGGAUGAUCUACACGCAGCCGCCGAGGGUGCAGUGUACAGUCUGCUCCAAGCUGCUGGCUAACUCCGGCUCUCUGAGGAACCACAUGAAGCUCCACACGGGGGAAAAACCUCACAUAUGUCAGCACUGCGGGAAGUGCUUCAGUCAGAAAGGGAACCUCGAGUGCCAUCUGAGGAUCCACAACGGAGAGAAGCCGUAUCCCUGCGCCGAGUGUGACCAGACUUUCUCCCAGAAACCGGAGCUCCGUCGCCACAUGUUUUCCCACACAGGAGGAGGUUUCCUGUGCAGCUACUGUGGAAAAUCGCUGAGGGACCCACACAGUCUGAAGUCCCACGAGAGGCUGCACACUGGAGAGAGGCCUCAUCGCUGCCCCGUCUGUGGAAAAGGCUACACUUUGGCGACGAAGCUGAGGAGACACAUGAAGUCGUCUCACGUGAUGGAGAAGCCGUUCAGCUGCCACUGCGGCGCCGCCUACACCGUCAGGCAAAGUCUGCUGAGGCACCAAGCUCAGCACAGGACUGAGGGAGGAGCUCAAGAGGAGGAGAAGACGGGGGAGUCAGAGGGAGGAGGAGGAGGGGAGACGAACUGCAACAGGAAAGAAUACGUGCAGGAGUUCGACGCCGUUCACGUGAAGCCGGUCAGAGGCCGACCCAAGAAGAUCUCCACCCCUCAGGGAGAAGGAGAGAAGGAGGCGGGCCAAGUGAAGCAGAGGAGGAGACGAGGGGAGGGGGAGGGAAGGAGGGCGAGGAGAGACGGGAGAGGAGGCGACAGGGAGGCUCCGGGUGACAUCCAGCACACCGUCGUCUACGUCCACACAGACGACCUGUCCUCGCCGAGCUCCGCCCCCCUGCUCCUCGCCUCGGAGAGCUCGCUGAACGUGGGGGCGGGGGAGGGGCUGGUGGAGGUGGUGAUCUCAGAGGGCGCAGAGCAGUGCAUUGUGGUCCACGGGGAGCAGACGGUAGGAGAGCUGCUGAUCUUACAGGAGGAGGGGAACGGACUCUGCUCGGUGGCUCAGACUGUGGAGAUAAACACAGUGUAGCCCGACGUCCUGCUGCUGUUUCGUUAACUUACCGACGUGUUUCUGUUAAACCCACCUUCCCUUCAACCUGCCUCGUCUACAUCCUCCUCAGUUAAUUAUCAUCUGCAGAUCCCUGAUUGCCUUUUGAACAACCUCCGCAGAACAGACGGAACUCAUCAGACGUAAUUAGCUGCUGGAGGGGAGAAACGAUACGGAGAGCGACUGUAACGUCUCCCAGCCGACAGCCAGAGAAGAAAAAAUCACACAUUUCACCACCCGACUUCCAGAAAUGUAUUUUUGGAAUCAUUUGCAAACACGAACAGUUUUGUCCUUUAUACGACCAUGUGUUUCCAAUCAUGAUCCGAUCACCUGUUUACCUGUGGAAUGAUCCAGACGGGUGUUUUUGGAUCAUUCCACAACUUUCACAGUCUUUUUGUUGCUCCUGUCACAAUUUGAAACUUGUCCAGAAUCAGCAUAUAUUUUGCAAAAACUGAUAAAGUUGAGGAGGUAAAACAUUAAAUAUAUUGUGACUGUUUCCAGACACGAUCGGCAGAUUAUCAUGUUUUGUUUUGUUUACGCGUUGGAAUCCAUUUUUUUUCCCCCUCGAGCGUCUUCAGAGGUUUUUUUUUUGUUGUGACUGCUGAACAUCAGUUCUCUGUUUGAUUCUGACAUUUACUGUUGAUGCUGAGGAUAAAACAAACACUUAAGCUGUCAGCGUCUGUUGAAGUUGUACUUGAAAUAUCUGACCAUGACAGGAAGUUUACUGGAAUUCAACAAAAUAAAACAGCACAAAACAUCCAGAAAA
Messenger RNA from Acanthopagrus latus (yellowfin seabream), 3372 nucleotides. RefSeq names its product zinc finger protein 408-like. NCBI's taxonomy places the organism in Eukaryota, Metazoa, Chordata, Actinopteri, Spariformes, Sparidae. Gene Ontology annotation, molecular function: RNA polymerase II cis-regulatory region sequence-specific DNA binding; DNA-binding transcription activator activity, RNA polymerase II-specific. Bases 159 to 2588 code for a protein of 809 amino acids. The record is from RefSeq and is a predicted model, not a curated record. Gene Ontology annotation, cellular component: nucleus. The transcript has 9 exons. Gene Ontology annotation, biological process: regulation of transcription by RNA polymerase II.